Messenger RNA from Anopheles moucheti, 4538 nucleotides. RefSeq names its product protein melted (gene melt). Gene Ontology annotation, cellular component: plasma membrane. The transcript is spliced from 7 exons. Gene Ontology annotation, biological process: regulation of signal transduction. The coding region runs from base 1 to 3462 and encodes 1153 amino acids. Gene Ontology annotation, molecular function: phosphatidylinositol-5-phosphate binding. The record is from RefSeq and is a predicted model, not a curated record. NCBI's taxonomy places the organism in Eukaryota, Metazoa, Arthropoda, Insecta, Diptera, Culicidae.
AUGCACGACCUAUUUACCACUGUGCUGUCCAAAAGGGAUCUAUCCCGGGCCGGAGAGCUGUUUUCCAUCGCCGACUACGAGAUUGUGAAUGAUCUGACUGAAGUGUUGGAGGAGAUUUCAUCCAUCAUCUCCCACGAAGACUAUCUGCACAACAGCAACGACCAGUCGGUAAUCGAAAUCUGCAUCAACCGGGUAACAUCAUGCAUCAAGAAGACGCACACGAUAGCGAAGCACUGUGCCGGGCUGGUCAGUCUGUUGGAAACAUGCCUACGCUAUAACUUGCAACCCACGGGUAAGGAUGUGGAUCCGCCGCAUGCGAAGAUAUCGUCUGACAUCAUUUCCAGCAUAUUUCUGAACUACAACAAGCAAGUGGUGAUGGAGGUGACACUGCCCGUUGCGGUUAAGUUUCUCAACCAGGGUAACCUCGAGCUAUCGCGCAACCUCGCCAGCUACCUUUCAUCGGCGGCCAUCGAGUACUCGUAUCUGCUGUCACCACAUGUACACGUCAUCCUCGAAUCGCUGCUCGGCGGUAACUACGGCCUCUGCCAUGUUCUGUCGCAAAUUUACGACGCAACGCCGGACCCGAUCAAUGACGCUGGGCCAAAGUUUGUGGAGAUUGUACCACGGUGCGAACUGCAGGAGCAGCUCGUCAUACUGCAGCUGCUUGUCACGAUCGCGAAACAGAAACCAUCCUGCCUGACCGAAAGCAUUCCAUCGUUGCUGGAGCUAGCCACGAUCCGGCCACCAUUAUCCGCGGCGACACUGCUGGUGCUGCUCAAGCUGGCCGAAUCCAAACCGAUCAAGCUGGCCGAAUACACGGAAGCGUUCAAGCUGAUCGCCCAAAGUGUACCGCAGACGGUCGGGUUCGCCGCACAGAUACUCUCCGCCAUCGGGCGUUGCGGCAAGGACCGAGCCCAGGUGGCGUUAGACUUUGUGCUCGAGCAUUUACCACGUGCCGAUCGGCCGUUGCAAACGAUUCUGCUGAACGAGGCGACCAAACUGUGCACAAAGUAUCCGGUCCUGUUCACCGACAAGGUUACCUCCGUCGUUCGGCAACGGCAGCUGAGCAAUAACAGUCAAAUCAAGCAAACUGCGUCCGGUGGAGUGACGAUUGUGAAUCUAAACUCGUCUGUCACGCUGCCCACGCCCACGUCCACAUCAACAGGGACGGCAAGUUUGGGUGUGCACGGAAAUGGUGGAACCGCUCUCGGUACGAACGGCCCAUCCGGAGCGGCAGUUGGCAUUCUGGGCAGUACGGGUAGCAGCUCAGUCGGUUACACCCAACAUGUGCUCGAUCACGGACGAUCGAUUGUGUCGAAAACACCAAAUGUCGCCGUCAUAAACAAUGGUCAUACGCACACGACGAGCAGCGCGAUGAUGUCGACCACGGUUAUCAACACCUCGAACGGCACAACUCUGAGUUCGACCAUUCAUCCGGCACUGCUUACCAAUUUUAUGAACGCAGCAAAUGGCGUGCCUAGCAGUGGUACCGUCACGACAGCUAGUGGCACCGGAACAGUGGUUAAUGGAACUACUGUUGUCUCUCCAACGCCACAUCACACAGGUUACACCCGGAACCGUCCGAAGCUCGGAGACUCGCGCAGUACCGGACGGCUUCAUUCGGGCGGAGGAGGUGGUAACAAGAGUACGACACGUUUGAACAAUGCGGGCGGAUCGAUGGGCGGGCUGCACAAAUCGCGCCUCGGUUCGUCCCAGCUGAUCAAUCAAUUCAACGGCGAUAUCGGUGCGGGUGUGUCGAUUGAUCCAGAAAAACCAUCCACAGGCGUUACACCGAACGGACCCGCAAUGGUGGACGGUUCCACGUCGCACAACAUCAUCAUGCACAGCGGCAACAGCCAUCAUUCGAGCGGAAAUGUCGCUAUCAAAGGAAUGAUGGCCAGCAGUGGUAGUGGUGGAGGUGGUGGUUUGCUUGGCAACUCGAUUCCACCGCCACUAAGCCAGCACGUGACGAUUACGGGUGAGAACAAGUGGGGUAUACCCCAGACAAAGAUCACAUCCUGUGGCGUCACAGUGACGACGUCUCCGACCCGUGCACCCCGUCCGUACUCCCACGGCCCAACCAACACGCUGAUGGGAUCGACCGGUGCGCUCGGUGGCAAGAGUUCACUCGGCGGACUCAACCAAUCAACUGGAUCGAUCGGCAUUCAGGUGCACCAUGCGUCACCAGCCUCACCGACGAUGUUCAACAAUCACUCGCAGCAGACGUCACCGCAGCUGACCACCACGCUAUCGCUUCACUCGAGCGAUGAUCCAUCUAACCAGGUUAUUGUCUCCGGUCCCGCAACGGUAACGACACGUCCACGCACGAACGACAAUCGGAGUGUAACGAUCCUGAACGCCUCCUCGACCACUACGCGCAUGAGCGUGUUCGAACCGUACCCGAUGCGUGACACCAUACAGCACUUCUGUGAGAAGCAUCUGGACAAAAUCAAGUCAUACACGGAAGCGGUGGCCCAUCGUAUACCACCCCCGGCCAAAUGCAUCAUCGAGGAACGGCGGGCGAAAAAGAUGGCCAAGCUCCACUUUGCGUGUCAGGUGCGCGGUCCACACUGCCUCUACUCGCGUACCAUGUUUACGAUGCGCACGCGCAACCCACGCACCUGGAUCCAUCUGAUGUUUCUGGAUCUGCAGGCAAGGGCGGGCAAGAACGCACUCAGCAGCUGGGAUCCGAGCGUCAGCCGACUCAAACAUUGCUGGGACACGCUCAAGUGUGAAAAUCGAACGUUUAUAACGCUAGUCACGAGUGCGUUCCCCAACGGUAAGGAGCAAGAAGCGCUGGUCAAUGAGCUUCGCCAUGCCGGGUUUUUUGACGUGUUCGAAAUGGGUCCGGUGACGCUCGGCCCGGGAGGUGGUCCCGCCGGGGGAACGCCCGGUCCAGGGGUAGAAUUGACUACUGGUGCGUCGGGAUCUACCGGAACGUCCGGUGUCGGAUCGGCUACCGGUGUUGACCCGAGCGCAGCCUCAAACGGGGGCAGCUCGGAAGAUCUGGAGGUGCUCCAGUGGGGUUGCUUUCUCUGCCACCAUCCGGAGAAAGCUAUCGGAUUUCUGCACGGAAACAAUCAACCCGUGAUUGAGGGUCAGCUAAAGGAAAAAAAGGGCAAAUGGAGAUUGUUCCGGAGAUGGCGCACUCGCUACUUUACACUUUCCGGUGCACAUCUUUCGUGCAAAGGAUCGGUUAGUGAGACCGGUGGCGAAAGUAUCGACGUGAACCAGAUCCGAUCGGUGAAGGUGUCUCGGGGUGCGCGCAACAUCCCCAAAGCGUUUGAAAUUUUCACUGGUGAUCAGACACUUAUCCUUAAGCCGAAAGAUGGAAACAAGGCGGAAGAAUGGGUGCAAUGUUUGAGCAUCGUGCUGGCACACUCACAGGCACGAGAUAGUCCAACGACACGCACCAACAGUCUUCCAGCCCGCAGUAUUGGCAACAGUAGGACGGUUUUCUAAAUUAUUCCAUUUUGCUAGUGAAUUACUUCAUCUGCACCACUACUGUCGAAAUCCUGAAAAAUUUAGUGACAUUAAUUCCGGAUUGAACAACGAAGCAACCGUGUCAAAAUGAAAAGACAUUCGUACUUAAUGAGAUCAAACACCAACAGGGUAAGCCUAGCCGCAGACAUUUUUCAGGAAGCGUUUUCUGUAUUCUUAGGGGCUUAAGGGAGCGUAAAAGACUUGAAUGAACGAAUUGGAAGCUGAGAGUGCAAUUUCAGCGCUACUGCAUAGUGACAUCUUGAGACACGAAAGCACGUCUCAAAAAACCGUAAAGAUUUCAUACCCCGCUCAGAGGCCAACAUAUUUGCAAUGCGGACAAAUCAUCAAAACUAGUGUUGGGUAAAUCUGAUUCAAAAUUUGAUUGACUCUUUGGACCGAAUGAAUGAAUCUGAAUCUCUAUUCUAAGAGAUUCGUGAACCCUCAAAGAUUUAUGAUUUCUCAUAGAUUCUUGAUUCGUCAAAGAUUCUUGAAUCCCAUAAGACUUGUGAAUCUUCAAAUAUUUGUGAUUCCCUGAAGGUUCAUAACUACUCAAAGAUGACUGGAUCUUCGAAUUCAUGAGGAAUGAUGAACAUUUUUAGAGUCGGCUCAUGAUUUAAAUUUUGAUUCCCAAAAGUUUCAUUAGACACAACACUAAUCAAUACCUAUGGCUGUCAAUCUUUACACGAUAAACUUAUUCACCUGUUUCACGUUUUCUAUUGUUUCUAUUGAAAAAAAAAUAUAUAUAUAUACCGAGUGAGAUAAUUGUACUUAAUGAGGAAAGCGAUUGAGGUAAAAUCAUACAAAAUACGUCCAAACGAGGGAAACGUUUUAGUGAGAGAAACGAACAUGCGUGUCGAGGAUUAUAUUAGGUGAUCAUAUAAACGCAUAACAUAUUGUUUUUGAUAAUUUUAAUAACGUUAAGGCUCUACGUGUUCAGCUUAACUGAAGAGAUUUGUCCUUGCUUUUACAUUCUACAAACGUUAGACGUUGUCGUUUUAGUGACUCCUUUCGAUGCGAUUUUGAGCCAUUCGAGAAGGUGAUACAGUGACCCCAAU